AUGGCAAGCGCAUUAAUGGGCUUGCCCGCAAGCGCUGCAAAUGAAGACUUUGAGAAAGUUCAAGUUGUUCCUCAGCCGGAAAACAAUAGUGUAUUGAACAAGGGUGACACCGCGUCGGCUGUGGUCCAUGAAAGUGCGACAAAGAUAAACGGUGGAGCGAAUGGCAUCGAUGGACCUGCAACAAACGGCGACUCGAAAUCGUACGCGGACGCCGCCCGGCCGGCUGUCAAUGGCGUCGAGCCGACUAGGACGAAAUACCCGACUCUUAGGAGCGAGAAAUCGCUCAGGAACAGCGAGGUAACUGCAUGGAAGGCUGGUGGCAUCCGUUUCGCGCCUUUGCGGGUGCCUUUGCGCCGUCGGCUUCAAACGGCAGCUGUGCUCUUCCACUGCAUGUCCAUUGUCGUCCUGAUCUCUAUGUUCUGGUUCACCUGCGCCAAUCCUCUCAUGUGGCCGAUCCUGAUUCCAUACCUGUUACAUCUGACCUUUUCCGCGGCAGCCGUGGAUGGAAAAUUGUCCUAUCGCUCUGAAUACCUGCGUUCCUUGCCGCUAUGGAGGCUCUUCGCAGGAUACUUUCCCAUUCGUCUGCACAAAACUUUCGAUCUUGACCCCAAGAGGCGGUACAUCCUCGGAUAUCAUCCACAUGGUAUUAUUUCUCAUGGCGCUUGGUGUUCUUUCGCGACGAAUGCCCUUGGCUUCAGAGAAAAGUUUCCGGGCAUUACCAACAGCAUCCUGACUCUGGACUCCAACUUUCGCAUUCCACUUUACAGAGACUGGAUCCUGGCCAUGGGUGUUCGAUCUGUCUCUAAGGAAUCUAUUCGCAAUCUGCUGAGCAAAGGCGGACCCAAAAAUGACGGUCAGGGCCGUGCCGUUACCAUUGUCAUUGGAGGCGCUCGCGAGUCCCUUGAGGCACAACCCGGUACCCUCCGUUUGAUUCUGAAAGGUCGCAAAGGCUUCAUUAAAAUGGCACUUCGCAGCGGUGCUGACCUUGUUCCUGUGAUUGGUUUUGGCGAAAACGAUCUCUACGACCAGCUCAGUCCGAAGACUCACCCUCUUGUGCACAAGCUUCAGAUGUUCACUCUUAAGGUCUUCAAGUUCACUUUGCCAGCCCUCCAUGGACGCGGCCUUCUUAACUAUGAUGUCGGACUCAUGCCUUAUCGUCGACCUGUCAAUGUCGUCAUCGGCAAGCCAGUCAGAGUGCAUUCCAGUCCUGGCCAUCAGCCCACGUCAGACGAAAUUGAUUAUUACCAUGAGCUAUAUGUUCAGGAAUUGGAGAACCUUUGGGCGACUUACAAGGAUGACUUUGUUCCUGGCCGGGUAAGCGAACUAGAGAUUGUAAGUUAA
Molecule: messenger RNA, 1341 nt
Organism: Akanthomyces muscarius
Lineage: Eukaryota; Fungi; Ascomycota; Sordariomycetes; Hypocreales; Cordycipitaceae
Exons: 3
Coding region: 1-1341 (446 amino acids)
Biological process (GO): triglyceride biosynthetic process
Cellular component (GO): endoplasmic reticulum membrane
Molecular function (GO): diacylglycerol O-acyltransferase activity
Source: RefSeq, a predicted model, not a curated record